CGUUAAGUCCAAACGUCGCGACGAUAUUCAAGCGAACACAAUGCGCUCAUGUGCGAAACUACUUUUGUUAUUAACGAUCUGUGCUAGUGGAGUGUCUACACUAAAUAUACUAGGAGUGUUUCCAUUCGAAGGAAAGACCCAUUUUUUCGUGUUUGAAAGUUAUUUGCGAGAACUCGCAAAGAGAGGACACAAUGUAACGGUUAUAUCACAUUUUCCACAAAAAAGUCCCUUAGAAAAUUACAACGAUAUCAGCCUGGCGGGAACGACGAGUUUAUUAGAAAAUGUGUUUCCGAUAGAAAGAUCUUAUGCAACCGUUAUUGCAAUCGGUUUCUUUUUGGUGAAUACCGGUACAGCAAACUGUAGAGUACUAUUAUCCCACAAGGGAGUGCAAAAUUUGUGGAAAACAAAGACAAAAUUUGACGUAGUUGUAGCCGAGCAGUUUAAUAGUGAUUGUUCUCUUGGUCUCGCUUAUAAAUUAGGUGCCCCUGUGGUUGGUAUAAAUACUCAUCUUCUUCUACCAUGGCACUAUGAAAGGUUCGGUAUACAAUACAAUCCAUCAUACGUGUCAUUUUUGUUAUUAGAGGGAGGAACUAAACCAAAUAUUUACCAACGUCUGGAAAGAACGAUUUUGUAUACAUACUUUAACACGUUAUAUAAAGUAAUGUGCCAAAGGAUUGAUCAGAACACACUGGCCGAAUAUUUCGAUGAUGUUCCGCCAUUGAAUGAAAUUGCUAGGGAAAUUAAGUUUAUGCUCACUUACACGCACUUUACAUUGUUUGGGUCUAGUUUGCUACCAUCAAAUGUGAUUGAAGUGAACGGGUAUCAUGUAGCCGAGCCACGAGAACUCCCUGACGAUAUAAGAAAGUUCAUAGAAGAAUCACAGCAUGGUGUAAUUUAUAUUAGUUUUGGAUCGAUGUUAAAAGCAGCGUCAUUGCCAGCGGAUAAACUGAACGCCAUCAUUGAAGCUGUGGCGGAAAUUCCACAAAGAGUUCUUUGGAAAUGGGAUCAAAAAACAUUACCUGGCAAUCCAAAAAAUAUCUUUAUCUCAAAGUGGCUACCACAAAAUGAUAUACUUGCUCAUCCGAAUGUGUUGGCGUUCUUUUCGCACUGUGGUCUCCUAAGCACGACUGAAUCUAUUCAUCAUGGUGUCCCAAUGCUAGCCAUGCCUGUGUUCGGAGACCAGCCAGGGAACGCCGCGGCUGUUGAGGAAAGUGGUCUCGGUUUACAAAUUAGAAUCGCGGAGUUGACAAAAGAGAUUAUUGUCAAGAAACUCAAAACAAUUUUAGAUCCUAAAUUCAGAGAACAAGUCAAACAUCUCUCUCGUGCAUAUCGAAACCGGAACGUGUCGCCUAUGGAUAGCGCCAUCUUUUGGACGGAGUACGCAGCACAGCACAAAAACUUUACAUACAGAUCGCGAUCAGCCGACGUUCCGUUUUACCAAUAUUUGUAUUUAGAUGUGUUAGUGAUUUUACUGAGUUUUGUUUUCGUAGUUUUGAUAAUUUUGAAAACGGUUCUUUUCGCAGUUAUGAAAUGUAUACAAAAAAGUAACAAAAAUAAAAAAGAAUGAUGCAACGGGAUAAAAGAAAAUAUACUUACCUAUAUUGGAAAAAAAAACUUUCUUGAAUAUUAUUGUAUAAUAAGUAAUGAUCGUCCAGUGGUCGUAACUCGAAAUUGCACCGUUGAAUUUAAUAUAUUCGUCAGCUUUAUUAUAUAUACAUCUAAUUUUCUACACUCCACUAUAGCGAACGUGCACGAAUUAUAAGUGGCAGCAGAAAACCGACAUAUGUAAAUGCCAUAAUGUAGGUAAAUAGAAAUUUUCCGAACCUAUUAUAGUUUGUUAAAUAUUUUUGUAAUAUGACAAUCAUUAUAAAAUAUGGUUUCUGGCCAUCUUCAGGCUGAUUAUUAUGUAAAGGUAGAGCGGCCAGAAUAUGUUUUAUUUUAGAUGGGACCCAGUUAUUUCAAUGUUAUUGAAACAAACACGUUAUGGAGUUAUGUUCACUUAUGUACUUACACAUUUGUAUGUAUUGAAUAUUAAACUACAAAGGUUAUUUAUUUUUUGCAAAUUACAUUGUUAUUUCAAAAUUCUCCUGGAACUCGUGAUCAUGUAUGAUUUUUAUUAAAUUUAUAAAUUUUUGCCGCUUUUUAAAUUGGAUGAGGGGAUUGUAUACAUUGCAUUUAUUGCGUAUCUGUUACAGAAAUAUAUCUUUGGAGAAUUUGACAGGCGACACUAGAUAUGUGACUUCCUGUUUUUUAUCAUACGGAAAAUUUACAAAAAUGUAUUAGUAAAACAAAAAGUCACUAUAAUUGACGCUUUUAUAAAUGACAGCUGCAGAAGUGCAAAUCAAUACGUAAACCUGAUGCUAGUUUUGAAUGACUUAGCUUUCUCUUGGUGUAGUAAUGAAAUAUUAAAAUUGUAAUUGCAGUGUUUAUUGAUUACAAACAAACAAAUCUCUUCUCUAUAAUAUAAUUGAAUGGGUUACGUAAAUUUCUAUUUAGGUAAUACAUGUUUUUGUUAUUAAAUAAUUAUUUUCGCAUUAUUUAAUGUAAAUAAGUUUAAUAAAUCAAUAAAAUUAAGUUAAAUUUGCAUUUUUA
Manduca sexta (tobacco hornworm) is the source of this 2592-nucleotide messenger RNA. Its product is annotated as UDP-glycosyltransferase UGT5. Bases 41 to 1567 code for a protein of 508 amino acids. The record is from RefSeq and is a predicted model, not a curated record. Lineage: Eukaryota; Metazoa; Arthropoda; Insecta; Lepidoptera; Sphingidae. Gene Ontology annotation, molecular function: UDP-glycosyltransferase activity. The transcript has 4 exons.